Messenger RNA from Columba livia (rock pigeon), 4358 nucleotides. RefSeq names its product carboxypeptidase O (gene CPO). The record is from RefSeq and is a predicted model, not a curated record. Bases 182 to 1543 code for a protein of 453 amino acids. Gene Ontology annotation, biological process: proteolysis. Lineage: Eukaryota; Metazoa; Chordata; Aves; Columbiformes; Columbidae. Gene Ontology annotation, molecular function: metallocarboxypeptidase activity; zinc ion binding. The transcript has 11 exons.
UGGAAGACAGUUUGGAGAAUUAAGAAAAAGUAGAACUAUUUUAAAGUGAAGUUAAUGAUUCAACGAGGGCAGGUUCCCUUUCAGGAUGAGUCUAUUUAACUGUAUGACUAAAGUGUUCAGUCCAGAUCUAUCCUCCUCCUCUCUAGUCCUGCCCUGCUGGGGCUGGAUUCUUUGAACAAAGAUGUGGCGUUUUUCUGGGACCAUCUUUUGGCUAGCGAUGCUGAUUCCUGGAAAACUCAGCUUGAAAUUGCAAUACAAUGGGGAUCAGGUUUUGCAUAUUGUGCCAGAAACAUUUCAGCAAGUCCAGCACCUUCAGCAUCUUUGCAGCACUUUACUGCUGGAUUUGUGGAAGCCCUGGCUGCCUGAAGACAUCCAGGCUGGAGAAGACCUGCACAUAAGGGUCCCAGCCCCUCUGGUGCAGGAGGUGAAGGACAGCUUAGAUCAGCAUAUGAUCUCCUACAAGGUCCUAAUACCUGAUGUACAGGAUCUUGUGGUUCAGAGCAUGGCAGGGGAGAGGAGAAGCCAAAGGCAGGUCCCAGGAGAUUAUGUCUACACCGAAUAUCAUCCAAUGGAAGAGAUUUAUCAAUGGAUGACUCAGAUUCAGAACAGCAACAGGGAGCUGGUGACUCAGCACUACUUGGGCAUGACAGUCGAGAAUCAACCUAUAUACUAUUUGCAGAUCAGUCAACCAUCAGAUAAAACCAAGAAGAUCGUUUGGAUGGACUGUGGGAUUCAUGCCAGAGAAUGGAUCUCUCCAGCCUUCUGCCAGUGGUUUGUGAAAGAAAUUCUUCAAAAUUACAAAUCUGACCCAAAGACAAGCAGAUUUCUGCAGAAUUGGGACCUCUAUGUGUUGCCAGUCCUCAAUGUUGAUGGCUACAUCUACUCCUGGGAAACCGAUCGCUUGUGGAGGAAAAACCGUUCUCCACAUAUGAAUGGCACCUGCUACGGGACAGACCUGAACCGAAACUUCAAUUCCUCCUGGGGCACUAUUGGUGUUUCUUAUAACUGCAGCAGUCAAACCUUCUGUGGAUCUGGACCAGAAUCAGAGCCUGAGACAAGAGCUGUGGCUCAGUUUAUUGAAAGGAAGAAGAGUGACAUUUUGUGCUAUUUAACAAUUCACUCUUAUGGACAGUACAUCCUCACUCCCUAUGGUUAUACAACUACACCUCCAAGUAACAAUGAAGAACUGAUGUAUGUUGCAGAGAAAGCAGCUGCUGCCCUGAUGGGAAAGUACGGGACCAGCUAUGAAGUAGGAUCAACCUCUUUAAUUUUAUACAGUAACUCAGGCUCCUCACGGGACUGGGCUCACAUGAUUGGCAUCCCUUUCUCCUACACAUUUGAACUGCGAGACAAGGGUACUCAUGGAUUUGUCCUACCCCCUGCGCAGAUCCAACCUACAUGUGAGGAGACUAUGUUGGCUGUGACAACUAUCAUAGACUACGUUGAUCAGAAGUACUUCCCAGAUGGGGCUGUGACGCUGACCUCCGGCAGCCUGGGCCUGAGCCUAAGCCUGAGUAUUGUACUUACAUGGGCUGUUGCUUAAAAAAGGCAUAGAGAACCCAGCAAGAGACUCCCAUGUGAAGUAUAAUGUCCCUUUGAAAACGCAAAAUUACAUGAGUAGAGGAACUAAAUGUCAAAUAUUUCAAUAAAGGCUCAUCCCACAAAACACAAGCAUCCACUUGUGUUUGUGAUCGCUGCACUUCAGGGAAGGAGGAAAGGACUGAGAUCUGUGGUGAUUUCCCAAGCUUCACUUGCUGGCUCUGCAAGAAGCCAGAUGAGUACACACAGGGACAGAGCACUCCCUGGGUUUUGAGCAUGUUUUCAGGGGCUCACCCUGGGUCUCUCUGGCAGUAGCAGGAUGCAUGUUACACUGAAAUGUCCCCAUACCCCACAGAAAAUCAGACACCUUCCUUGACCUCCACCUUCCUUCCCUAAACUGCCACAUUGGCAUUUACCAGAAAAGAGAGGGCCUCAAAAGCUGGUGAAGGUCAUAAUCAGGCAACCAUCGGCACCAGCCUGAAACAAGCUGAAGAGUUGAGCUAAUGCAAGUGUGUGGGGACAGAGCUGUGGCCCUGUCACUUGGAUGAAGUCAGGUUAGUGAAGAUAGAAACUGCCCAAAUCCUUCAAAAAUACAAAAGGGAAAGGGGAAGGAAAAGUGAUCCUCCUGCAAACCUGCAAGCUCACCUGGGUACCAGAGGAAAGGAAACGUUUCAGCCCAUUGAGCAGGGACCCUCCAACUGAGCCACCCGAAAGGAAACAGCAAGGAAAGAGCUUCUGUGUUGUGACAGCCAACACCAGAGGGUGCAGGGCAUUCACUGAAACAGAGGACACCUCGUUUAGCUGCAUGCUGUCUGCUUUUGAAUCCAGGAGUCUUGCAUCCCAGAAAUAAGUCCACCAGGCUUGGCUAUUACAGAUAAUAGAUUAAUUAUUUUGUAUGAAAUGUCUGAUUUUCUUAGCGAAUUUCAAGAUUCCACUAAAAAAUUGAAAGUGUUUUAACCAGAGAUUUUUGACAAGAUACUUCCAGCUUUGGGGAAGAGAAUGCUCUUUUUUCCUGUGACUUCUUGAAGGCGAAUGCAGAUCAAGAGCUUCUGCCAGAAAACUCACAGACAAAGGACACUGAGAGGACUGAAAUAUAACUUUCCUCAAGUUAUAAAGUACAGGGAGACUCUGACUUUACUAUGAUCUCACAGAGGGUCUGUGGCAGAACCUGGAAAAUUAUUUUGUCCAGUUCUCUUCGAAGAGAAGGACGCAUAACCCUUGACCAUGGUACCGUUAAAAAAAAGAUAAAACCUUGCAGUAUUUUUCCAAAGCUCAUCUUAUUGUCAUUUUGUCUCUACUGUUAGUUGACAAAUCUUAUCUCCUGUGUUCAUUGUUACCAGAUUAUUACCAAUUGGUGUAGCUAAAUCUGUCUAACUCCUGCAGGUUCCCCAGGGCUUAGUCCUUCCAGACCAACCACUCAUUUGCAGUAAGUCCCGUCUGUCACUGGGCUCUGUAGCAGAAGGUGUCACUAAUUAGCACUUCUCCCCACAGGAGCAUCGCUCCUCAAACUUACGUUUAGUUUAGGAUGGGACUUGUAAGUUUUUAUGUUUGUAUUUGUAUAUUGUGUCUUUGGAACUGUAAGAAGCAAGAGCAGUCCAUCUAGCCCAUGACUGUGACCUCUCCUUAAGCAAGUGGGGUUUGACCAGGAGUGUUUCGUAGCCAUUUGCUGGCAAACAGCAGUGAAGUUCCCCAGUGCCACCAGCAGCAGAUGGCAGUGCCCUUGGGGACCAAUGCCCACACGCUCACCUUGCCAAAGCCAACCUGAGCUUGGGCUGCCACAAAGCACUUUCCAAAAGUAACCUGCGACUACUCUGGUACAAAAAUGCUGUCUGUCAGGGAGCACUCACCGGAUUCAGAGGUGCCGCACACCCUAUAUGCCCUGAGCCAGAGAGAAAGGGAGCUGCUUUUGCUGAUCUUGUGUACCUUCUGAUAAAAUGGUUUACCACUAGAAGACACAACCAGGUGUGUCCCAAAGUUAAUUAGCAGGUUUGUGUAGACUGGCUCAAUCCCUCAUUAGCUCCUCUUGUAAUAACCACUAUCGGGCAGGGGAAGAUGCCACCGCAGGUGUCACUGAGGCAGGGGGAUGAGGGGAGAAUUUGCUUCCAGCAUCCCCAGCAUCCGAGAAUCAUAGAAAUGGAGAAGACUUCGCCAGAAAAAAAAUGAGUUAUUGGGCAAUAAUCAUUAUCUAGAAGAAUGUCUGCUGCUCUCAGCUCCUUGGAUCUGUCAGCAAUGACUCACCUGCUUUGCACAGAGAACCCACAGAUGAAUACAGGGUGUAUUUUAUCAGCCACGUUUUUGCAAAGGAAAAUUUCAAAGAAAACCGUAGUUUGCGUAUCUCUAUGAAACUCCCCUUACUUCAUGAAUCCAUUGUCUGGCUUUAUCUCUCCUGCAUUCCUUUGUUGCUUUCUCUGACCCUUGACGGGUUUUGCUUUAUGAUGAAGUACGGAAAGAGCUGCGUUCUGAUUUCUUGCACAUUCCGAGAAGCACAGCAUUAGCCUAUUGAGACAACAGCGUGACUUUCAAUCUAUGUGUAACACUCACGUGUAACACUCACGCAAAAGUAAGUGUUAUCAUGUAAAACUAAAAUGUUUUUUUAUUCAUUGUUGUUUCUCCCCAACAAUUUUACCAAGACCCACGCCCCUUGCCUUUCUCACAGUUAAACACCCAAAUCAUGCUUGCUUUGUUAUAUAAUUAGUAUUGUGAAGGAUUAUUUACUUUUGGUCAUUCAGGUUACUGAAUAAAAACAAGGGCAUCCCUCUUCUGAGUAACAGUGUUCUAUAUUACCCUUGUUAACAUUUUGUCUGUAAUAUAAAAAUAAA